Molecule: messenger RNA, 5598 nt
Organism: Poecilia latipinna (sailfin molly)
Lineage: Eukaryota; Metazoa; Chordata; Actinopteri; Cyprinodontiformes; Poeciliidae
Exons: 10
Coding region: 1-2994 (997 amino acids)
Biological process (GO): cell migration; cell morphogenesis; calcium-dependent cell-cell adhesion
Cellular component (GO): adherens junction; membrane; catenin complex
Molecular function (GO): calcium ion binding; cadherin binding; beta-catenin binding
Source: RefSeq, a predicted model, not a curated record
AUGACGUGCCGCGACUUGGACACCGUUGUGGAAAUGACAGGAGGCUACAAGGGCCGGGCCCUUUGGGGAGACUGCCACCAGGCGCCAAGCGACACGGGAUUGGUGGUUAAGCAGUUCAUGCUUAACGUGCAAAUAACGCGUGUCUCCGUGCGUCUGCUCCCAGGUACGUGGUCCUUCUCCGUUUCCGAGCUCGCCAUCCCCGGUGCCGAGAUCGGGCGCAUCUCCGCGACCGACGCCGACCUCGGCGAGAACGCCAAGCUGGAGUACACCAUCCUGGAGGGGGAGACGGGGGAGACCUUCAACAUCACGGCCGUGAGCCAGGAGGCGGUCAUCACCCUCAACAAGCCUGUAGACUAUGAGAGCCAUACUUUAUAUUCCUUCUCAGUGGAGGUCCUCAACCCCAUAGUGGAUCCUCGUUUUCUACGCCGAGGCCCCUUCAAAGACAGAGCUUCGAUCCGAGUGGCUGUGCUAGAUGCUGAUGAGCCCCCGAGGUUCUCCCGAUCCAAAUACCACAUGGACGUGUCUGAAAACUGCCCCCCGGCCUGCACCGUGGGCCGGGUCAGCGCCGUGGACCCCGAUACCGGUCUGACUAAUAAUAUCAGAUUCUCAAUAGACCCCCAGUCGGAUCCGGAGGCCCUGUUUCGUAUCAGCCCGGAGACCGGCCUCAUCACCACGGCGAUGGAGCUGGACCGCGAGCGGGAGCACUGGCACAACAUUACUGUCAUCGCCACCCAGAGAGACAAUCCCAGCCAGGUGUCCAGAGUUGUGGUCGGAAUAGAGACGUUAGAUCUCAAUGACAACGCUCCCGAGCUCGACAGGCAAUACUCCACGGCCCUGUGUGACUCGUCCAACGCUGGCCAGGUGGUGCAGGUGUUGCGGGCGAUUGAUAGAGAUGAGGGAGGGAACGACAGCACCGUGUAUUUCAGCAUCCCUCCAGAAUCCGGCGUUGCCCUCAACUUCAGCGUCAGAGACAGUGGUGGCCCCACAGCCAGCCUGGUGCUGCUGUCCCAGCUCCAGCCGUUGUCCCGCUCCCCAUCCUCCACCUUGACGCUGUACGUCCCGCUCGUCCUCAGGGACGGGACGUCGGGCCUCACCAGCACGGGGACGGUCACCGUGUCUGUCUGCCCCUGCCUGAGGGGGGGAGCCCGCGCCGAGGAGAAGGACAAGCAGACGGAGGGAGAUUCGGACUGGGAGAGAGAGGCAGUGUGUCUGCCUCAGCAGUCCAUGCUACCCUCCCCGGGGCUCAGCACUGCCGCCCUGCUGGCUAUCCUGGCUUGUGUUGCUACGCUACUGGCAGUGAGCGCCCUGUCGCUGUCGCUGCGCCGUCAGAAGAGGGACUCCCUGUCGCCGCUGGAGGAGGACGACGUGCGCGAGAACAUCAUAACCUACGACGACGAGGGCGGCGGCGAGGCCGACACGGCCGCCUUUGAUAUCGCCGCGCUCCAGAGCGCGCCGCACAGCUCCCGCUCUCGAGGCUAUCGCACGCUCGACAGCAGGAAUGUGCGUUACACCCAACAAGGUCAAGACAAAGUUCGCAACUACGCCUGGCCCCAGAAUCCAAGUGUGGACCAUGGCUACUCGGCACCAGGAGGACCCCUGUACGGCCGCCUCUGCUACAGCAGCCACACCCUCCCGGUUCUCCGCCGUACACCAGGAGGACCCUUCGACCCGGGCCUGGCGGAGCUGGCGUACCGCAUUCCCGGAGCCCAGCCGGACCACUCCCUGGUCAUCCAGAACCAAGGCGCCAUGGUCGGGCCGAUGGAGUCGGGGGCGGUGUACGUAGCGCCCACGGACCUCAGCACAGGGAGCCGAACGGGCAGUCGCACCGGCAGCCGUGACGGGACAGCGCCGCAAAGCGGAGUGAGCACGUCAGACGGAGGGACUCCGAGGACCAGCGACAGCCAGGAGAGAGGAGGCGGGACGGGACCGGGAAGCAGCUGCAUGGACGGAAGUAACGAGGACAAAAGCAAUCACAAUCAGGAUCUGGACUGGGUGCAGUCAGAGACGUUGCCCAGGGAGCACAGCCUCGUUAUGACCCGCUCCGGCUCUUUGAUGGGUCAGGGUCACGCCGUCGGAGGCUGGGUUUGCGACUCGGCGACCCUCCCCAUGGCCGGGCGCAGGGCCUCCCGCUCCGGCCCGUCCCCGAAGCGCACCGGCCCCGGCCUGCCCGAACACGACCCCAGCGGGGAGGGAGGAGGAAGCGAAGGCGGAGGAGGGGAGCGGGGACGAGGAGUCGGGAACGGGAACGCUUCCAGAGACGGACAAUCAGUCGGCGGACGCAACUACGCCACUGUCCUCCAGGGGGAGGUGCCUGGAAAGAGGGACUACACCAGCAGCCUGGGGAGAGGGGGGCUGGAAAUGGGAAGCAACUUUGUGGUGGCGAGACCGGACAGGGAGAAUGGAGGGAUCCCGCUGACCGGAACGCCGUCUGUCUUCACGGACGCAGCUGGAUUUAUCGGGGACUGGCGAGAGCAGAUGGGUUUAGGGGGGUACGUUUUGGGCAGGAGGGACAUGAGCCCCCAGCUUUUACCCUUCCCGGGGCAGCCGAGGGGAACGCUAGGCGGAGUGAUGAGCUAUGGGCCUGGCUGGGUUCCUGGGAUGGAGGCAACAAGAGGGCCGCAGGGGCCCGGCGGCCCCUCCUUGGCACUCAGGGUGGGUGAGUUCCUACGCCUGCGUCUUGCCCAGGUCACUUUCGACCCGUCUCAGCCGCCGUACGACUCAGUACAGGUGUACGGCCUGGAGGGGACAGGAUCCAGAGCCGGGUCCCUCAGCUCACUGGAGAGCGACGGCGAGAAGGAGGAUUGGGGUGUGGGGCUCGAAGACUGGGGCCCUCAGUUCCAGAAACUAGCCCAGCUCUUUAAAAACAGAGAGAAAGCUAGAGAAGAUCAAGAAAAAGUUGAAGAUGUUGCCAAAAAGGAGAGAGAGCAGAAGGAAGAGUCUGACAAAACAGAGAAGAGGGAGGUGGAGGAAGCAAGGGAUGAAGGGAAAGACUGAAAAAAAACAAUAACAAAAAAACGGGAAAUCAGUGGGGGCAAAGGAGGCAGUAAGGAAGGGUAGGUGAUGAAAAGGCAACUAGAGGUAGAAUAAUGUGAAGAGAAGUUAAAGGAGAGAACGAUGAAGAGGCAAAGUAAUAAAAAGAGACAGAGAAAAAUGAGCCAAGGGAGGAUGGAGAAUGUGAGGGCAGGAGAGGGAGUGAUUGAUGUAAUUUAAAGCAAUAAGUGUUGAAACGCUGAUAUGGUUGAGCACAGAUACUGAGACAAUGCAGAGGCUGCAUGGGCUCGGGGCAGCAACAAUUUGUUAAACGCUCUGGACAAAGAAAAACAACCCAAACAUCCCAGACUCGAUUUAAUUCAGCCCGCACGUAUGGAAUGAGAAUUAGCAGGAAAACAAGGAGAAAGAAAGAUGCUACUUGUUGUGCGAGUGUGUGAGCGCGUGUGUGUGUGCGUGAGAGAGAAAGUCUGGCUAUGUAGGAACAAGUGCAUUAUUCAGACACACCAGUCUUCGUGAGCUUAAGUGUGAAGAAUUAAAUAAAGAUAAAAAAGAGAGAUGAGGAGUAGAAAUCAAAAUACCCAGGGACAAUUUAAAGAGGAGAAUAAGAAGUAGUGCUGCACAGGCAACGGUGUUGGUAUUUGGAACGAUGCGCAGACGGAGUCGAAAAGUGGAAAAACACACAAAAUGGCCGGAAGGGUUUCUGGGACGAAGAGAGAGCAGGAUGGCGGGAAUGUAUAGCGUCAUAAACGAUCUCACAAGUGAAGCGAUUGUACAGCGAACUAUUACUUUUUAUUCCUUCUGCCGGGGCAGAAAAGUGAAUAAUUCAGCUUGCUUCUCCAUUCCAAAUGAAAAUGAUGAAUCAUUUAAGUCCCGCCAAAAGAUUCCAAACCUCCUCUGAGCCCCACGAGUAAAACAGACAUUGUGAAAAAUUUAAGCCGUUUAGGGAUGUUGUCCCCCCACUCCCCCACCGCCGCCCCGCCUCACGCCCCCAACCUUUUGUAGUCGAGUGUUGAUAUGUUUACAGAGAUUUUACACGCUGACACGUCCCGACAAAAGGACUGAAUACAGUAAAGCAUCGAUUGUACUAAAGCAAGGUGAUUCGCAGUACCUUCAGAAGUAUUUUUUUUUUCUUUCUUGAAUCUUUUACAUUUUGUCACACCUGCAACCUUGUAACCUAAGAAAACUUUAAGAUACAGCAACACAAAGUAGUCCCUACCGACGAAGUGGAGGGAUUUAAAAUGUUUUCCAUGCUCCCAUUAACUCUGACAAGCUUGCUGGGAGAAGCAUCUCCACAGCAUGAUGCAGCCACUACCACGUUAAACAGUAGGAAUGGUGCAAAUUCUGUAGUGGUUUUAAUUAAUUAAUGCAGUGUGUGUUUGCUUACUUGUGUGUAAGCCUACUGAUAUUAAAUGUGACAUUGACUAAAUGUGGCUUAUGAAGUCAAUCCACUUGAUUUUAUUUAGGGGUGUCCAAUUAAAGGGGUUGAAUAAACUGAAGCCAAAUAGUUCUGAUUUUUAAUUGUAAAAAAAAAAUAAAAUAAACAGAAAGAAAAAUCCCAUUCUUUCAACUUUACAACUAUGCACUACUUUGUGUCGGUUUUUCUUUUUACUUUACUGAUUCGUUCAUGCGAAACAAACAUUGCAGACUAGCGAACAGAAGUAUUGAUCUGCAAAAUAAUUAAUUAGACAUGAAAACAACAAACACAAAGAACAAAAAAAAGGGUACAAAUUAAAAUGGUUACAUUCAGGACAAAGACAAAACACAGAACAUAACCAAGCGGUGUCACAACAAAGUCAUUGAAGUCCCACUGAAAUAAUUACCUAAGUUUAUUUUAUUUAUUUAUUUUUUUUUCAAAAGUGAUUUUUUUGCAAAUAAAAACCAACACCUAUUUAAUGCCAAAAGAUGAUGUAGGCAAAAAAAAAAAAAAAAAAAAAAAAGACUUGGGCCAUCGUUUUAUCAUUUACCAUAAAAUCACUGAGGUUUGUGGUUGCGAUGUGACAAAAUGUGAACAAGUUCAGGGGUUAGAAAUACUUUUUCAAAGCACUGUACACGUAUUCAACUCACAUUUUAGAACGCUAGACAUUCAGUUACAGAACAGUAGGAAGAACCUGUGAAGUCUGCUGUUCUCUGUUUUCCUUUCUAUUUUCUGUGUACCUCUACAGCCGCCCUACGUAGUCUCACUGUUCGCACCUCGAGGACUAAGUAUGCAUGACUUCUGACCACAAGUGGGGGAGGGGUAAUCCGUGCCGAUCACUUCCUCCUUUGAACACUUGUACUGCCUAAAUGAAAGAAAAACUUUCCACAAGUCUCUUAGUUAAACAGUAGGGGUGCGUCAGCACAGAGACUCCCGCCGUACGCCGUCGUGUCGCCAUCAAAGGUCAUGAUGCAAAUGAGUUUGAGUUUUCAGCUGGAAUGCACUUUUCUACUGUACGAUGUUCAGCAACAGAUCAUGAACAAAGUUCAAAGAUAACACUUGUUUUAUAAGAUGUCGAUUAAAAAUAUAUACGUUGUUUGACUGUAUGUAAGAUCAUUUUAAAUGUAAAUACCACUGAAUAAUACUGCUGAAAGAGACUAUAUGAGAUUAAAAAAAAAAAAAAAACGAGUUUG